Molecule: messenger RNA, 870 nt
Organism: Penicillium egyptiacum
Lineage: Eukaryota; Fungi; Ascomycota; Eurotiomycetes; Eurotiales; Aspergillaceae
Source: the annotation of a GenBank genome assembly
AUGUCAAACAUUUCACAAACAGCCCGUCGGCUUUUCCGAUCGCAAAACCUUUCAGCGUUCAGAGCAUACUCGCCUGCAGUGCCUAUUGCCCGUCUUCACCAGCAAGGCCCAAAACGGUCGGCGGUCGUUCACGACCAGGCACUACCAAGCCAAACAGAAUCACCCUCAUUCUUUUCUCAUACCAAGUCACAAUCAACACCCGCUCAAUCACCACGCCAUGAAUCUACAAGCCUCGACACCCUAGUCUCCCAAAUCCCUCUCGUCCAAACACUCCGCAAAGCCCACAGCACCUACAGGGAAACACGUCCCCAUCUCGCAAUCCCACCACCCAUCAGACAGCAUCACUUCGUGGGUGGAAGCUUAGCUGGUCCAGGCAAGCUUGCAUUCGCACCAUACAUGUGGCUAUCAACCGGCAAGUCUGAAGCACAGGCCGAGAAUGCCGACCGAGCCAGCAGCGUUGUAUCUGUAUUCCACAUCGGUCAGGAUCUCUGUGGUCACCCUGGCUUUGUUCAUGGUGGUCUGCUCAGUGUUCUCUUUGAUGAGGUGUUUGCUCGCUGUGUCUCUGCGACUUUCCCCAGCGGGCUGGGUAUGACGGCUAAUCUCAAUGUGGAUUUCCGAAAGCCGGCUCUUCCUAACCGGAUGUAUGUGCUGCGCACAAAGACGGUUAAGGUCGAGGGCAGGAAGGCUUGGGUUGAGGGUCGGAUGACUUAUCUUCCUUUGACUUUGCCAUCUGCGGAGUCGCAUAGCAUUGUUGCUGAUCCUAGUCUGCUGCAGGAGGACAGUGAAGGUGCGGUAAUGGUUGCUGAGGCUAAGGCUUUGUUUGUUGAGCCUAAAUUUGCGGAUUCUAUGGUGAAGAUUUAUUCGAGCUAG